AUGACUUCAGCACUUCGGGGCCCCUACGUGGGCAUCGACCCUUCUUCAAGCGACCGGGAACCCGCUAUAGAGUUGAAGCGUACUAUCACGGGCAGAAAGACGAAAUCAGGGCCAGACGUCUCUAUCCCAGAGAUGAUGAAGGCAUUGAUACCCGCGGCACUCCUGAUCCUCGCUGUUCUCUGGAUUAACUCAGCCCAUAUCUACGGCUUGUUCCUCCGCCAAGGAGAGUAUGUCCACAGAACAAAGGUGGCAUUGGCAGACUUCGAUGGAGGUGAUUUUGGCGAGGCUUUACGAGAAUCAGCAGCUACAAACAACGGAACUUUCGGAUAUCCCACCUACGUUAAUGUCGAUACUGCUGGCUCGACCCCUGAGCAGAUCCGAAACGAGGUUUUCAAGGGAACAUACUGGGCCGCGAUCGUAGUGCAACCCGGAGCGACGGCUCGCUUUAAGAACGCGGUGAACGGCACUGCUCAGGCUUAUGAUCCGAAUGACGUCUACACGUACUACAUGCUUGAGGCGCGGUACUACACUUUCUACGUCUCAAGCAUCCUCUCAACGACUGUUACCACCGCAUCGACAGCAUCUGGUAUUUUCAAUGCCCAGUUCAUCACACCUCUUCUCGCGCGUGGCGAAUACGCCAAUACUACCGCAGCCCUCUCUGCCCUUGCUGGUCCCGCACGAGCUGUCGAGAUGUCCGCCGCACCACAGCUAUUCGCCAAUUUGGACGACAAAGCGUUCAUAAACACUAUUGGUUCUGUGUUCCCGAUUCUAAUGCAGUUCUUUUUCAUCAUGGCCUGGAACGGUGUGUGUAAUGGCAUGCACCUCUAUGCCGCCUACGAUAUGCGCACACACGUUCUUGCCCGCCUAUUCUGGAGCACUUUCUGGCCCAUAUUCACUAGCUUGUGUACAGCUGGCUGGACAUUCGCGUUCCGUGGGAGCUAUAAUAUCGAUGCAAAGAUGUUCUUUGCGUUCUGGGCUGUUACGUGGGUUUUUAGCAUGAUCAACUUCGACGUCCUAGAUAUCAUCACGGGUUUUACAUCGAUGGCAUUUGUGCCGUUUAUGUUCCUUACCUGGAUCAUCUUCAAUGUUGCAGCAGCUCUUGGACCAGUCGAGAUGCUGAAUCAUUGGUACCGCAUCAACUACUUCUUCCCAAGUCUUCAUUGGUACAGGACUUUCAUCACUAUCAUCACCCAGGGUGGCUACAACAACUUACGCUACACUCUACCUGUACUUGCGGUAUGGUUGGUGUUGAUGAAGUGCCUGAGUCCGCUGGCUACACGAAACCGAGUCAGGAAGGCGCAGGAGGUGUUUAGGUGGUACAACGAGAGAGAUGCUAUUGGUGGUCCUCACUAG
This is a messenger RNA of Ascochyta rabiei, 1353 nucleotides long. RefSeq lists its product as uncharacterized. The coding region runs from base 1 to 1353 and encodes 450 amino acids. The record is from RefSeq and is a predicted model, not a curated record. NCBI's taxonomy places the organism in Eukaryota, Fungi, Ascomycota, Dothideomycetes, Pleosporales, Didymellaceae. Gene Ontology annotation, cellular component: membrane. The transcript has a single exon.